Molecule: messenger RNA, 2307 nt
Organism: Besnoitia besnoiti
Lineage: Eukaryota; Apicomplexa; Conoidasida; Eucoccidiorida; Sarcocystidae
Product: GalNac
Exons: 10
Coding region: 1-2307 (768 amino acids)
Cellular component (GO): Golgi apparatus
Source: RefSeq, a predicted model, not a curated record
AUGGAGGAGUCUCCAGCCGAUGCCGUCGGCAAGUACGGGCGCGACGGAGACAGUCUCUCGGCGCGUCACCCGCGGGCUCGCUCUCGCUCGGGGUCGACGUCUACGCCGCCGCCCGAAGACGCGCCGGCCUCGUCUGUGGCUGUAUCUGCCGCGUCGUGGCCGGUAUCGCGGUGCGUCUGUGGGACGCUCUUGACGGCAUUUUCCCUCACUCUGUUCAUGCUGCUUAUUCUCCUCUCUCCGAGCUCGCUCUUUUCGCUCUCUGGCGUCCGCUCUCUCUCGCGCGCCUCGCCCAGCCCGCUGCGCGCGCGGAUCGGAGCGCCAGAGUCGAGCAACCGCGCGCCGCAGGCCGCCGCAGAAGCUCCAGGAGACGCCCGCGGCCCCGGGGGAGCUGACGGAAGCGCCGCAGUCGCCGCGCUGCUGCAGAACUGGAAGCCGCGCCCACGAAGGGAGCGGCGGCGUACGCAUCUCGGCCACGAGGGCGGGCGCUACGGAGACGCGCCAGCCGUCAUCAUCGAGCCCGAGCUGAUCGAGGAGGUCAAUCCAGGCGCGGACUCGGACCGCCUCCACGGCCUUGUCGGCAUCCUCGACGACGGCACGCCGGCGUGGACUCCCACGCCGAUCUUCUUCAAACAGUCGCCUGAGCAGAAGCGCGAGGCACACAAAGGAUACUGUUUCAACACAAAGGUAACCGACUCCCUCUCGCUUGACCGCGCAGUGCCUGACUAUGCGUCGGCGUACUGCCGCGAGCAGCGGCCGCUGUUUGAUCGCCUCACUCCGCCGCAAGUCGACGUGAGGACCGACUCGAAUGCUCAGCAUCAAGACUCCGCCGUUUCUGUGGAGAACGCAGGCAUGGAAGUGGCUUCCCUCACCGCUUCGAAUGCGAGCGACGGCCGCGGCCUUCCGACUACCAGCGUCGUGAUCGUCCUCUAUAACGAAAACUUGAGUGUGCUCCUGCGAUCCAUUCACUCCGUUUUGAAUCGCACGCCGCCGUCUCUGCUGAAGGAGAUCAUCGUGGUUGACGAUUUCUCGAAUAAAGAAACGCAUCCCUGGCUAGGCGAGCAACUCGAAGACUAUGUCGCUGGAACUCUGCCCAAAACGCGCCUCCUUCGACUGCUUCAGCGACGUGGACUCAUGGGCGCCCGCGCUGCAGGCGCCGCGGUCGCGACUGGCGAGACAAUCACUUUCUUAGACAGCCACAUCGAGUGCUCAGCCUACUGGCUUCAGCCGCUUCUUUUCCACGUCAAACAAGACUGGCGCAGAGUCGCCAUGCCUCUCAUCUCCACCAUCGACGCCGACACCUUCCGCGUGGAGGAGGGCGGCUUGAGGACGUUGGCGUUUACGUGGGGAAUGGGGCAUCACCACAUCGACGAGAAAAUCCGAAAGCGCGUCGCGCAAAACGGGGACGAAGAAGCGAAGAAUCGAGACGCUCCCGUGAUGUCGCCGAUCAUGGCUGGGGGCCUCUUCACUAUUGCAAAGGAGUGGUGGAAAACGUUGGAAGGCUACGACAAAGAAAUGCAGAUCUACGGAGGAGAAGAGUUCGAGCUCUCCUUCAAGGCUUGGAUGUGCGGAGGCUCCCUCCACUUGGUUCCGUGCAGCAAAGUUGGCCAUGUUUUUCGAAGCUCCAAGUUCUGGAAAGGCCAAGUGUACGCAGUUCGCGGCGAAGUCAUUCAUCGCAACAAGCUGCGCACUGCGCACGUCUGGAUGGGGGACUACGUGAAGAUCGUAGAGUUGGUGGUGCCGCGGCUCCCGCCUGACCAGCCUAUCGGCGACUUGACUGAGCUGCGGGCGCUGCGCGAACGCCUCCAGUGCAAGGACUUCGACUGGUACCUGAAGAACGUCUAUCCGGAGCUCAAGCCACCGAACUUGAAGGCGUCGCUCACGGGCGCGCUCCAGAACGGCCGAUUCAACUGCUGCGUCGACACUCUCACCGCGAUUCACGAGGAUAUCGGAGUCUAUCCUUGCCACUUUGAGCAUGGCACGCAGGCCUUUCUGUACUCCAAAGAGAGUCACCUUCUCAUGGUCGCGGAGCACACAUUCGAGGAGUGCGUGUACGGGAACCCGGCGACGGGACGUCUGCCUGAGCGACCCUGCGCAGAGGAGCCUGCGGAGGCCGGCCUCAGCCGGUACUGGCUCUACAACGAGCAGACGAAGCAGAUGCAGCUGAUGGAUGCGACCAGCACCCACCUUCACCCUGAUAACCUCUGCAUGCAGGCCGUGAAAAUUCAGACGCCCAAGAGUCCAUACGACCUCGUCCUGCGGAAGUGUGACCCAGACCUGAAGGAGCAGAGCUUCACCUUCGUUCCCUAG